Messenger RNA from Lottia gigantea (owl limpet), 495 nucleotides. RefSeq lists its product as hypothetical. Gene Ontology annotation, molecular function: protein binding. The transcript has 2 exons. Bases 1 to 495 code for a protein of 164 amino acids. The record is from RefSeq and is a predicted model, not a curated record. Lineage: Eukaryota; Metazoa; Mollusca; Gastropoda; Lottiidae.
AUGAAUCGUCACAAAUUUGGAGUUUCUCUCCACUUUACCCCAACGCAGUCACCAAGAUAUACAUCAUAUGGAAAUGUAAAAGUCGGUCCAAAUGUCCACUUCUUUGCAAGGAUGAGUGGAACAAAAACCUUGAAUAUGAAUUCAAUAGUCGUAUUUGAUGAAGAAAUUGACGAUUACGAUAACAACUACAAUCGAGGAGAUGGUAUAUUUGUUGCUCCGGUCACAGGAUUUUACCAAUUUUCGUGGACUCUUUUUACUGCCAGCAAAAAGAAUAUUUAUACUGAGCUACGAGUAGAUAAUUUUGUUAUCGAUGUUGCCUAUGAUUACAGUAGUGCUGGCUCUACAAGUGUUUCCAAAACUGUCAUUUGUAAGGUUAAGAAAGGGAAUCAUGUGUGGAUUCAGACUGGUGGCCAAUAUUCGGAGAACUAUUUCUACAAAUAUGUUGGGUCUAAGAAUUCGUUUAUGGGACUGUUGCUCCAUGAAGCAAAUUCCUAA